This is a messenger RNA of Anoplophora glabripennis (Asian longhorned beetle), 432 nucleotides long. Its product is annotated as histone-lysine N-methyltransferase SETMAR-like. The record is from RefSeq and is a predicted model, not a curated record. Lineage: Eukaryota; Metazoa; Arthropoda; Insecta; Coleoptera; Cerambycidae. Bases 1 to 432 code for a protein of 143 amino acids. The transcript has a single exon.
AUGUUUUACCACUUCGAGAAAGAUUGGACAGCGGCGCAGUCGCUUCACAAUGUCAAUGACCCUUUUGGUGAAGGGACAAUUGAAUGUAAGACAGCGUAUACAUGGCCUAAUCGCUUCCAAUCCGGUGACACAAGCCUCAAUGAUGAACUAGGAAGAGGACGACUGGCAAAUUUCGACGUUCAAGCUCUUCUGGCAGUCGUGGAAGAGGACGAAAGCUUGAAAACCAAAAUGUUGGUCGAAGACUUCAAUGCCAACCAUUCCACGACUGUCCCUCGUCCCAAGAAGCUUGGAAAGGUGUGGAAAUUGCCUGGAAGGAUCCUCGAUGAACCUUCCGACAAUAACAAAGCCGACUGGGUCCGAAUUUUCACGGAAUUGCAGCAGAGAAACGAGCAAACACCGAUUCAGAAGAAUGUCACUGGAGAUGAACCGUAG